AACACAGCGCAGGUGGCGUGCGAAGGGAGCGGUUUACGGCAGUGGGUGUCGUAAAAGCCCCCGAGAGGACGCAGGAGGAGGGUGUAGCGGCGGGUCGCAGCCAUGCCAUUUUGGAAUCUCCAAGAUCAGCUGGGACUCAAUUUGGACAAAUGGAUGCUGCAUCAAAGCUCAGAGCAGCCCUACAAGCGGGCAGCUCUGUGCCAUGCCUUUGAGAAGGAAUGGAUUGAGUGUGCCAGUGACCUUGGGCAGAUUCGUGCACGCAAGGAAUGCAGACUAGAAUAUGAAGACUUCCAAGAGUGUAUUAAUAGGCACAAAACGAUAAUGCGUCUGAAGACAAUUCUUGCGCAGAAGAAGCAGUUGAUAAAGGAAGGGAAAUACACACCACCCGAGCACCACAGUGGCAAACCGGAGGCCAGGCCUUGAUCUACUGCUGGUGACACUGAGUCCCUCUGACAGCAGAGCUAACCAUGCAUCACCCUCUGUGCACAUGUUGUGGGAAUGAAACUCUUCUGUUAAAGUUAACCCAGUUAUACCCUGUGUGCAGCUGGUCUGCUGGCUGUCUCUCUCCUGCCGGCCAGCCAUGCAGAGUAUAUAUGUUCUGAAUAAAGAAUCUGUCAACUUUUAGAUUGUGAUGCCAGUGUCUGUAACUCAUCAGUUCAGAAAUUAAAUCUCCUUUGGAACCGUU
Molecule: messenger RNA, 685 nt
Organism: Chelonoidis abingdonii (Abingdon island giant tortoise)
Lineage: Eukaryota; Metazoa; Chordata; Testudines; Testudinidae
Gene: NDUFS5
Product: NADH:ubiquinone oxidoreductase subunit S5
Biological process (GO): mitochondrial respiratory chain complex I assembly
Cellular component (GO): respiratory chain complex I
Source: RefSeq, a predicted model, not a curated record